Nyctereutes procyonoides (raccoon dog) is the source of this 1251-nucleotide messenger RNA. RefSeq names its product proline-serine-threonine phosphatase interacting protein 2 (gene PSTPIP2). Gene Ontology annotation, molecular function: actin filament binding. Bases 108 to 1112 code for a protein of 334 amino acids. The transcript has 15 exons. The record is from RefSeq and is a predicted model, not a curated record. Gene Ontology annotation, biological process: actin filament polymerization. Lineage: Eukaryota; Metazoa; Chordata; Mammalia; Carnivora; Canidae. Gene Ontology annotation, cellular component: actin filament; plasma membrane; cytoplasm.
CGCCGGGCCGCCCCCCGCAGUCGGGCUGCGGGACCGCGGCCGCCUCGCUCGGUCACUCGGCGCCUCCAGCCGCCCCGCUGCGCUCGGCCCCCAGCCAGGCCCCGGCCAUGACGGGCGCACUGUUCAAGGCCAACUUCUGGAGCUCGGACAUCCUCAGCACCGCGGGCUACGACUGCAUCAUCCAGCACCUGAACAAUGGCCGCAAGAACUGCAAAGAGUUUGAAGACUUUUUAAAAGAAAGGGCAUCAAUUGAAGAGAAAUAUGGCAAAGACCUUCUCAACCUCUCUAGGAAGAAGCCCUGUGGACAGUCGGAGAUCAACACCCUGAAGCGGGCCCUGGAAGUCUUUAAGCAGCAGAUAGACAGUGUGGCACAAUGUCACAUUCAGCUUGCCCAGACCCUAAGAGAAGAGGCCAGGAAGAUGGAAGAAUUCAGAGAGAAGCAAAAGCUACAACGGAAAAAGACAGAGCUUUUAAUGGAUACUGCCCAUAAACAAAAGAGCUUACAGUUCAAGAAAACCAUGGAUGCAAAGAAGAACUAUGAGCAGAAAUGCCGAGACAAAGAUGAAGCAGAGCAGGCUGUCCACCGGAGUGCCAACCUGGUAAACGUGAAGCAACAAGAAAAGCUUUUUGUGAAACUGGCAACUGCGAAGACCGCAGUAGAAGACUCGGACAAAACGUACAUGAUGCAGAUCAACACUCUGGACAAGGUCCGUGAAGACUGGCAGAGUGAGCACAUCAAGGCCUGCGAGAUUUUUGAAGCUCAAGAAUGUGAACGAAUAAACUUCUUUCGGAAUGCAUUGUGGUUACACCUGAAUCAGCUGUCACAACAAUGUGUCACGAGCGAUGAUAUGUAUGAAGAAGUCCGUAAGAGCUUGGAAGCCUGCAGCAUUGAGAAGGACAUUGCGUACUUUGUGAGUCACCGAAAAACUGGACAGACUCCACCAGCACCCAUCAUGUAUGAGAAUUUCUACUGUCCCCAGAAGAAUACAGCUCCACAGGGAAAGGCUCCAGGGCCUAACUUAGCAAGGAGAGGACCUCUCCCAGUUCCUAAAACUUUACCAGAUGACCCUGAUUAUUCUUUGGUUGAUAAUUACAGUCUGAUCUAUCAGUAACAUCAAUGAAAACAACCCUUUUUCCGGCUGGUGCUUCUAUGGCAUGGGAGGAGGCACUCAGAGCGGUAGAAUCUGUAGCCAAGCUAUGUCAGUCAUGAAACUUUGAAAUUAAACCUUGCUGUAAUUUGUUGGUAUUUUA